CACCGGCCAAGACGGCUCUUGCUACUCCGGAGUGACCGCACCUCGAGCUUUUCUCUUCACGACUCCAUCGCUGCACAAACAAGCCCUCCUUUGACAACGAAACACAGACACGCACGCGAUGAGCACGACGACAACCUACAAGAGCUGGGUGCUCAACGAGUACGUAAAGGGCGAGCUGAACAAGGACAACUUUCGCCUCGUUGAGCAGCCGCUGCCCAAGGACAUCCCCACCAACCAUGUGCUGAUCCGCACGCUGUACGUCGGCUUCGAGCCCGCCAUGAGGCCGUCGAUCAGCCUGGGAAAGAGCUACCGCGAGCCUCACCCUCUCAACACGCCCAUGUGGGCCUUUGGCAUCGGCGUAGUCGCAGAGUCCAAGUCGUCGCGCUACAAGCGCGGGCAAAAGGUCGUCGGCAUGCUCGACUGGUCCGAGUACACUGUCCUUCCCGAGAAGGAGGUCUGGCCGUACGACGCCGACGUCGGGCUCCAACACCUCUCGGCUCUCUCUGCGCCCGGCGUGGCUGCACACGUCGGUCUCGUCGCUGUGGCCAAUGUGAAAAAGGGUGACGUCGUGUUGGUGAGCGCCGCAGCAGGCGCAACAGGCUCGGUGGCCAUCCAGGUCGCAAAGGCCGUCGGUGCGUCCAGGGUCAUCGGCAUCGCCUCCAAGAGCAAGUGUCAGUCCGUCCUCGACAACGGUGCAGAUGCCUGCGUCGACUACACCUCGCCCAACUUUGAGUCCGACUUGCGCAAAGCCACAAAUCGCAAGGUCAACGUCUACUUUGACAACGUGGGCGGAAAGAUUCUCGAUGCCGCCCUGCCGUGCAUGGCCAUGUUUGGACGCGUGGCCCUGUGCGGCAUGAUUGCAGAGUACAACAAGAUCGGAGCCGAUGCAGCGGAGAAAUUCGGCAUCAAGAACCUCAUCGUGGCUGUCAGUCAGUCUCUCACCCUGCGCGGCUACGUAGUCAUCAAAGGCCUUACGCCCGACGACGAUCUGCGACGGGCCAACCGGGAGCUGACGCAGUGGAUCAAGGAGGGAAAGAUCAAAGCUAGCAUCUACGACUUUCCCCAGCCGGGUAUUGAGCACUGCCCUGAUGCACUGAAAGGUCUGCUGGUGGGCCAAAACACGGGCAAGAUGACGCUUCGCAUUGCCAAAGACGCCCGUGAGGUCCUCGCUGCUUCUUCUUCGAAGCUCUGAGACGCGAAUGUAGCUGCUCCUGUACUCUCCAAUCCAUCUUGCUUCUAUCCCAUCCUCACCAUCGAAUAUGAAGUCCGAU
This is a messenger RNA of Acaromyces ingoldii, 1271 nucleotides long. Its product is annotated as putative NADP-dependent oxidoreductase. The record is from RefSeq and is a predicted model, not a curated record. The coding region runs from base 119 to 1192 and encodes 357 amino acids. The transcript is spliced from 3 exons. Gene Ontology annotation, molecular function: oxidoreductase activity, acting on the CH-CH group of donors, NAD or NADP as acceptor. NCBI's taxonomy places the organism in Eukaryota, Fungi, Basidiomycota, Exobasidiomycetes, Exobasidiales, Cryptobasidiaceae.